Octopus bimaculoides (California two-spot octopus) is the source of this 7888-nucleotide messenger RNA. Its product is annotated as potassium channel subfamily K member 1. Gene Ontology annotation, cellular component: plasma membrane. Lineage: Eukaryota; Metazoa; Mollusca; Cephalopoda; Octopoda; Octopodidae. Gene Ontology annotation, molecular function: outward rectifier potassium channel activity; potassium ion leak channel activity. Gene Ontology annotation, biological process: stabilization of membrane potential; potassium ion transmembrane transport. The record is from RefSeq and is a predicted model, not a curated record.
UCCUAUUUUGUAAAUUUUCCUCUGAAGUUGCGCUUGCUUUAUAAAUUUCGCUUCGCCGUUCCUGUCGCGCGUGUCCGCUGAGUUCUGUCCUUUACCAGUUCCAUUCUUCGUUUCCAUUCUGUAACACUUCGCAAAGAAAAAGAGAAAAAAAAAGACAGAAAAACGGAAAAGAAAACCCUGCUAGUCUCGCCUCGGCUGUCGUUCAGAUGAAAACUCUUUUGCUAUCAAAGACGACUCCUACCCAACGAUUAUGGGGCCUCAUUGUGUUUCUUAUCUUAUACUGGAUACUUGGUGGGGCUGUUUGGUGCAUUUUGGAGUACCCGCUCGAAAAGCAGUUGUAUCAGGAGAGGCGCAAAUAUAUCAUGGAAUUCAAGCGGAACCAUACUUGCGUCUCAGAGGAGGAACUAGAAGGAUUCAUAAACAUCAUAGUGACAGCUGCAAACCGAGGUGUCUUUGCUGCAAAGAACAUCACUAUCUAUGAACCAAACUGGAGUUUUGGCCAGUCACUGUUUUUUGCAACUACCGUACUUACCACCAUAGGUUAUGGUCGAGUGACUCCGCUGUCAGAUGUUGGAAAAGGAUUCUGUAUAAUCUACGCCCUGAUUGGCAUCCCUUUGACCCUCAUUAUGUUCACGGCAUUAGUUGAACGACUGAUGAUCCCAGUCACAGCAUUGCUGCACUGGAUGCUACAGAAACUUGGUCACCUGUAUCGUGUUUUUCACAUCCGGAUGUUGCACCUAAUGCUUGUUGGCAUAAUCAUCAUUACGCUGUUCUUCCUCAUUCCGUCUGCCAUUUUCUCAGUCCUUGAACCAAACUGGAACUACCUGGAUGGAUUCUAUUACUGUUUUAUAUCGCUCACAACCAUCGGUCUUGGAGAUUACAUUCCUGGAGACAGUCCUGACCAAAGGUACCGAGCUGUCUACAAAGUGGCCAUUACAGGAUACCUCAUAUUUGGCUUGAUCAUGAUGAUGCUAACCCUGACCGUGAUGUAUGAGAUUCCGGAACUGAACCUGGGCUUCCAUUUCUACUUGAAGAGUGACCACAAUCAAGAGGAGGAGAGGGCUAUACUCCGUCCUGCAGACACACCACAUGGGCCAAAAUACACACAGCAAGUCGAUGACGACCCGAACUGUCAAAUGAGGCCCGAGUUUACAGCUGUCAGUGCUGUUGACCAGUCAAACCUCAACUGAUUCUGACAUUACCAACUGAUCAACCCUCAGCAUGCAACCAUGCAACCACUGCUAACACCAACUGUGCAGCUACUCCUAACACCAACCAUACAACCACCACUUACACUAACAGUACACACAGCAAUCAUAGAGCCACCCCUAACAAACAACAAGGGAGUCUAUAUGUGGUCGAUUGAGCUGCUAGAAACAUUAGACAAAUUACUCUCAAACUACACCUUACAAUCGUUAAAGCAAAAAUACAUUAGAUAAUUUGUCCAAUACAAAUACCCCUACAAGUAUUGGAUGGUCAUGGUCAGAUUGCUUUGAUCAUAUAUCUGCUUGAUCAGGGUGGAUUUGGGGGUAAAUUCAGCCAUACAGACACCCCUAACACCAGCUACAACAAUUAUACAACCGUCCCUGCCAACAACAUACAGCUAUCUCUUACACUAACUCUUUAACCAUCCUAAUAACAACCAAUAUUAGUACAACCAUAAUUCCAUCACUUGGUGAAAAACUGAUUUAAGAAAGAGAUGGUAAAUGUAUAUGUAUAUAUGCGUAUACUAAACGGUAAAGCAGGUUAGUUACUGCACAAUUUUGCCAUUAUGGAUUAAUCAAAUGCUAACACAUAGUCAAAUGUAUACCAUUUGAAUAAUUCAUAAAUGCUGAAACUGCAAUAUAAGGAGCACAACUAACUUAUUAUAUCCUUUGAUGCACACAUAUGCAGACAUGUGCACGCGUACAUACACAUGAGAUGUAAAAAUUGUAGAUAUAAAGAAAUGAUAGGGAAAAAAGGGGAAACAAAACUGAAGAAAGAAAUAGCCUAUGAUAUUUAAAAUAUAUAUAUAUAUACAUAAUUUAUUCAUAUACAUAGACACAUACUUUCUCUCUUCCUCUCACUUUCUUUUACAUACACAUGCACUGAGACAUAUUAAUUUAUGCAAAUAUGUAAGUGUUUAUGUAGAUGCUUAUAAGUGUAGUUACACACACACACACAUGCACAUAAUUAUAUAUACAUACAUUUAUAUUAAAAUAAUUCAAACAAUUACAUGCACACACAUACAUACAUACAUGCAUACAUACAUACAUACAUACUCAUACACAUACACUCCCAUUUCCAUCUGGACCGCCAUCUCUUCUACUUGUUCUCAUAAACAUGUAUAUAAAAUCAAAAUAAAAUGAGAAAUAACAAAUCAUAAAAUUUAAAAAAAACACAAGCACAAAUUCACACAGGCACAUUACACACACACACACACAACAAUAUCUAUUUUAUUAAAGGAGAAAUGAUCAAACUUGAACCUAUGGCUCGACUUAAGAUUGAAACUGUGACAUUUGAACCUGAAAAUGAAAAAAGAAAAAAAAAUCAGAUUGAAUUUUUGUUUCUUUGUUUUCAUAUCUACAUUUCUCUUUGUUUUUCUUAUACAUACAUCCCAUAUAUAUAUAUAAAGUAUAUAUAUAUAUAUACACACACAUACAUACAUAUACAUGUGUGUGCAUAUAUGAUAUGCAUACAUAAACAUAUGUAUAUAUAUAUCACUCUUGCUUUCAUAUUUAAUAGAGUGAGAGAGAGAGAAAGAUAGAGAGUGAGUGAGAAACUAUCUGUAUUACAUUCUCUCUCUCUCUUUCUCUCUGUCUUUCUGUAUCUCUCUCUCUCUGUCUUCAAACCUAAGGUGGCAGUCAUGUGGUGUGUAGCUUAUAUGUAUGCAUAACUUCUUCAUCAAUGGUACCUACAUCCAGAACCUACCCACCUUUUAUCUACCCAGCUUCCUUAAGUCCCCUCCCACACCUCAAUGGAUAUUCUGCUUUUGUUUUCUCGUUUUCUGGGGUUUUUUUGUAAUUUUUCUUAAGUUUUGAUUAUUUUUAAAAAAAAUAUUCCUUUACUUUCUAAUUACGAUUAUUAUUAUUAUUUUUGUCAUUAAGAUGGUGAAAUGGCAAAAACUGAUGCCUGACUAACACUGGGUUUGAAUUAAUUGUUGGUUCCUUUUCCUGCCCUUAAACCUGUGACCUUGAGCCAAAGUUAGAGUUUAUUAUUAUUAUUAUUAUUAUUAUUAUCAUCAUUAUUAUUAAGGUGGUGAGCUGGCAGAAUUGUUAGCACACAGGACGAAAUGCUUAGUAGCAUUUCAUCUAUCUUCACAUUCGGACUUAAAAUUUCUCUAAGGCCGACUUUGCCUUUCAUCCUUUCAAGUUUGAUAAAAUAAGUACCAGUCACGUACUGGGGUCGAUAUAAUCAACUUCUCUCUCCUCUCAAAAAAACUGCUGGCCCUGUGCCAAAAUUUGCAACCCUUAUUAUUUUUAGUAGUAUUAUUAGUAUAAUCUUCAACAUUCAAGAGCCAUGGAAUGGUAGAAAAUGUAGAAUGUUGGACUAAACACUGUUUAGUAUUUAGUCUCACCUCUCUGGGGGUAAUUUUGCUUUCGUCCUUCCAGGGUUGACGAUAUAUAUCUAUAUACAUACACAUACUAAUCAUGUACAGAAGUUGAGUCUGUCAACAAUAUCCAUCAAUCUGUGUGACUUUGUGCCAAAUUUAUAAAUCCUUGUUAUUGUUAUUAGUAUGGGCAAGAGCAAUAAUGGUUAUGUAGAAGACUCACUGCAUUGCAAUAUUUAGUUUUGUUCUAAGUUGGCAAGCUGGCAGAACUGUUAGCAUGCCAGGCGAACUACUUAGCGGUAUUUUGUCUGUCUUUACGUUCUGAGUUCAAAUUCCGCUGAGGUCAACUUUGCCUUUCAUCCUUUUGGGGUCGAUAAAUUAAGUACCAGUUGCGUACUGGGGUCAAUCUAAUCGACUGUCUCCCCACUCUCUCCAAAAAUUUCGGGUCUUGUGCCUAGAGUAGAAAAGAAUAUUUAGUUUUGUUCUACCAGUAUCCAGGUUCAAUUACUCAGAAAUCUAAUCCUGUCUUGUUUUUAGUCCCUCGGAAGAUCAAUAAUUUAAGUACUAGGCUGACUGAAUUGACUCCAUCAACCCUCAUAAAGCUUAACCUUUUUCACUUAGUCCUUAGCACACAAUCACUAUUAGCAUACCAGGCAAAAUGCUUAGCACCAUUGCAUCUGUCUUUAUGUUCUGAAUUCAAAUUCCACCAAGAUUGACUUUGCCUUUCAUCCUUUCAAGGUUGAUAAAAUAAGUACCAGUUGAACACUGGGGGGUCACUGUAACUAACUUACACCCUUCCUCUGAAAUUACUGGCCUUAUGCCAAAAUUUGAAACCGUUAUUAUUAUUAUUAUUAAGGCAGUGAGCUGGUAGAAUUAUUAGCACACAGGGCAAAAUGCUUUGUAGCAUUUUUUCUGACUGUCCACAUUCUGAGUUAAACUGCUGUUGAGGUUAACUUUGUCUUUUGGGGGUCAAUAAAAUAAGUACCAGUAGAGUACUGGGGUCAAUGUAAUCAACUUAAUCCCUUCCUAAAAAUUGGUGGCCUUGUGCCAAAAUUAGCAAGAGUUAUUAUUAUUAUUAAGGUAGUAAAGGGCGAGCUGGCAGAAUCAUUAGAACGCCGGACAAAAUGCUUAGUGGUAUUUCAUGCUUUCACGUUCUGAGUUCAAAUUCCGCUAAGGUUGACUUUGCCUUUCAUCCUUUUGGUGUUGAUAAAUCAAGUACCAGUUGAGUAUUACUGGGGUUGAUGUAAUCAACUAUCUCCCUCGCUCAAAAUUUCAGGCCCUGUGCUUAUAGUAGAAAGGAUUAUUAAGUUAGUGAACUGGUUGAAUCAUUUGCAUAUUGGAUAAAUUGCUUACAGGCAUUUAUUCCAACACUUUACAUUCUGGGUUCAAGUCUUCAGUUUUGCCUUUCAUUCUUUGUAGACCAUUUACAUAUUGGGGUUGAUGCAAUCGACUUACCCUCCCUCAAAACUGCUGGCAUUGGAGUUGACUUUGCCUUAAGUAACAGUUGAGUACUGGGGUUGAUGUAAUUGACUUAACCCCUUGCCCCAAAUUUCAGGCCUUGUGACUAGAGUAGAAAGGAUUAUUAUUAUUAUUAUUAUUAUUGUUGUUGUUGUUGUGUUAUGGGUUGGCUGAAUCAUUAGACUACCAAAUGACACAUUAUAUUUUGCUAAGUGCAUUCCUUGACAUUCUGAGCUCAAAUCAUGCUAGAGUUGAUGUUAUUGACUGUUCCCUCCCAUAAAAUUCGAGACUUUGCAUCUAAUUAGGAGGAAGAGUAUGGUGGUAGAGUGUCAGAAUUGGUGGAGCAUCAGAUUAAAUCUAAAUACUCUGUGAGAGUUAGCUAUGUUCUAUAUAUUUUGUAUUUAAAUUUUCCUGAGGUCAACUUUAUUUUUCAUACUCAAAUCAUUUAAGAUAAGCAAGGUCAAGUAACUGGGGUUGAUGAAAUUGACUGAAAACCCCAUCUCCUACUUGUAGCCUACAUUAGAUAUAUGGUGGUGGUACAAUUAGCAGUGUAGCAAACAAUGUAGGGAAAACUAGAGAGUCUUCAUUGUGAGUUCAAAUCUCACCUGUCACUCUUUUACUUUCUACCUUUGAUGCAACAUAUAGCAAUAAGAUUAUGCGAUACGUUCAAUAAAUAUAUUGUUCCUCUAUAUACAAUUAAUCAUAGUGUCUAGUCAAAAGAGGAAAAUUAUUCUUAUUAAGGCGGUAACUUAGUGGUUCUGCAAAAGAGACCGAUAGAAUAAGUACUAUGCUUACAAAAGAAUAAGUCCUGGAGUCAAUUUGUUUGACUAAAAGCAGUGCUCCAGGAUGGCCGUAGUCAAAUGACUAAAACAAGUAAAAUGUUAGUUAGAGUAGUGCAAAUCAAUCAUGGUAAAAAUAUGUUCCAUGUCAUUUACUUACAUCCAUGCAUGAUUUGCAUUCAAAUUCCUUCAGAGUUGACCUUGCCUUUCAUUCUAUGGGGGAUAGAUAAAAUGUGUAUCACUGAGGUACUGGGGCCAAUAUAAUUAACUACAUUGAGGGCAGUGAGCUGGCAGAAAUGUUAGAAGCCGGGCGAAAUGCUUAGCGGUAUUUCGUCUGCUGUUACGUUCCGAGUUCAAAUUCCACCGAGGUCGACUUUGCCUUUCAUCCUUUUGAGGUCGUAAAUCAAGUACUAGUUAUGAAGUCAUGGUGGUGAAUGACAGAGUUGGUUAAGGGGCAAGCAAUAUUCAGUUAUAUAUUUUUACAUUCCAAGUCCAAACCUUACCAUGAUUGACUUUGCCCCUCAAUUCCCCGUUUUUUUCCCUUCUUUUAUUUCCUUUUUUUUUAAUUUUAAGAAGUAAAAGAGGAGUAUCCAUAACCCUUUUUCAAGGCUUCUGUGAUUGGUAAGAGGAAGGGAAUAAGUUAUCCUUAAAUCAGAGACCUGACUCAAAUGCUUACAACAAAGUGAACUCUGCUAAAAGUACCCAUGGUUCAGGUGGGGAAGAUGGCAAACAGAGGUAUCGUCCUUCUGGGGGUGGAUAAAAUAAAUACCAGUCAUACUGAAAGUUCAUAUAAUUGACUGCUCCCCAUAGGCCAUGUGCCUUUGUUUAAAAAAAAUCAUUUUUUGAUGUUUAUGUUGUGGGGAAAGCACCGUAGAGUAGAAGAAAGUUGCAAGUUCUUGGGAGGGGUUUCAGUUCCCAGUCAGAACUGCUUCGUUUCACCUUAAAUCACUAAAACCUUUGGAAAGGCAUUAAUGUUAAAACAUUUCUCUUAAGAUUCUUCCUUUGCCCUUAAAAUCUCAGGCUUUGUGCCUGCAUAAGAAACCAUUAUUAUUAUCAUUAUUUUGUUGUUGCUGCUGUUGUUGUUGAAGGUGGUGAAAAUGGACGAGACACAAAAACGACUGUUGGUCAAAGUGAAUUCAACAGUAUUUAGUUUUCUUCCCUACUUUCAUUCCAAGUUCAGAUUCUACUAGGGGAGGAGUUGAUGAAAUAAGAACCAGUAAAUAUUGCUAGAAUGUGGGGUAGGUGUCAACUUUGUCAAUUGUAGCCCUUUCUUUUUGCCCACUCCUGCAAAAAAAGUUGGCCCUGUAUUGAGUUUUAAAAAAACAGAAAUAUUGGUAUGUUGUUGUUGGUGGUGGUUUUCUUGUCAAGAUUGUUUAAAUAAAGCCAGUAGCAACAACAACAAUAAAUAUUGAGGGAAAAAAAAGGAAGAAAGAUAGCACUAAAAGAGAACAGAAUGAAAAAAAAAACCGAACCACAAAGAGAACCAUGUAAAAGAUCUGCUAGAAAUAGCAGUCAAAUCUCGCCAGUGAUUGUCAAAAGCCAGACCAAAAAAUAAGCUUUGCAGUCAAAACAUUUUAACAUUAUUAUUACUAUUAAGAAAUACAAGUUUUUAAUUUAUUGAAUAUUUUUUUCAUGUGUGUGCAUAUAUAUAUAUAUAUGUAUAUAUAUACACACACACAUACAUACACAUACAUGUAUAGACAUAAUUGUCUAUAAACAUACAUGUAUAUACACAGUUGUGUUUAUAAAUAUACAUAUAUACACACAUGUAUAAAAAUAAUUGUCUAUGAAAAUACAUACACAUAUAUACACACAUGUAUGCAUAUUAUAUAUACACAUGUAUAUAUAUAUGUAUAAUAUAUAUAUGAGUGUAUAUAUAUUUAUAUACAUGUAUAUACACAUACCUGCAUGUCUGUUUUUGUUUUCCUUUUUGUAUUUAUUGUUUGUCUUUUGUUCCAAAUUCUUUUUUUUUUUUAUGUAUUUGUGUCAGUUUGUUCUUAUUUAACAGAUUUACUGCUGCGAGAAGUAACCUCUCCUCCCUGCCCCACUGUUACCUUCUGACAUUUCAUGUCGAAGAAAAGAUAUUAAUUAAAGAAAUAAAACAAUGAAUAUUUUAAAAAGA